AUGCUGUCUCUCCUGCUGAUCCUCUCAGGUCUGGGCCGGCUGACCUCCGCGGGCCCUCAUCUUGAAACAUCGCUUCUACAAAUUACAGUGCCACGGAAGAUUGAGACAAAUACCAGUGAUGGUGAAAUUUCGGAAACGCAUGUCACUUAUACCAUCCAAAUUGACAGGAAAACAUAUACUUUCCAUCUUAAAAAACAGUCAUUUUUAGACCCUCAUUUCCUGGUAUAUGCAUACAACAAAUCAGGAACAUUGUAUCCAGAUUCUUCAUUUAUAAAGGGCCAUUGCUUUUAUCAAGGAUAUGCCACAGAAGUUCCAAAAUCAGCUGUGAUGCUUAGCAUCUGUUCUGGACUCAGGGGAUCUUUGCAAUUGGAGAAUGUCAGUUAUGGCAUUGAGCCAUUGGAAUCUACAACUGUAUAUGAGCACAUGCUUUAUCAAAUAAAUAAUGAUAAAAUUGACUUUUCUCCCUCAAAAGAAAAUUUUCUUAUGCCCCAUUUGGUACAAAAGUCCUACAAGAUCCUUGUGAAAUCAAAAAAAGAUUCAGAUGAACUUUUGGAAAAAAUUCUGAAAAUACAAAUCAUUAUGGAUAAAGCUUUGUUUGAUUAUAUGGGCUCUGAAGUGGCAGUUGCAGCUGAGAAAGUUGUCCAUAUCUUUGGUCUUAUCAACAUUAUGUUUUCCCAGCUUAAGGUGACUGUCAAGCUAACUUCUUUGGAGCUCUGGUCUGAUCAAAAUAAGAUUUCAACUAAGGGGAAUGCUGAGGAAGUACUACAAAGAUUUGUGUCAUGGAAAGAACGAUUUUUGUUUCAAAGAUCUCAUGAUAUGGCAUACUUAUUAAUUUAUAGGGAUCAUCCUAAUUAUGUAGGAGCAACAUAUCAUGGAAUGGCAUGCAAUCCAAAGUUUGCUGCAGGAAUUGCUCUGUAUCCACAGACGAUAACUUUAGAGGCAUUUUCAGUUGUUAUGACACAGUUGCUUGGAGUUAGUCUGGGAUUAACAUAUAAUAAUGACAUCUUCACUUGUUACUGCCCAGGAACUACAUGCAUAAUGAACAGCAAAGCAAUACGUUCCCAUGGUGUAAAGUUUUUUAGCAGUUGCAGCAUGGAUGAAUUUAAACGUAUGAUUUCACAGCCUGAAUUUGAAUGUCUUCAGAAUCAAAUAGUUUCAGAAGUGGUUUACCAAGGAAGAUACUCACUUUGUGGCAAUGGAAUUUUGGAACCGCCAGAACAAUGUGAUUGUGGUGGUACAGAGCAUUGCAGAGAAUUUCAAAAAUGCUGUAAUCCUGCAGAUUGUACUCUGACUGAAUUUGCAGAUUGUGGCACUGGACCGUGCUGUGAUAGAGAAACUUGCCUGAUAUCUGUAAGAGGAACUGUAUGUCGGGAAAGCAAAGAUCCAUGUGAUUUUCCAGAAUUUUGUGAUGGAAAAAGUGAAUUUUGUGUACCUGAUACGAAAUCUGCUGAUUUAGAACCAUGCAAUAAUAAGACUGCCUAUUGCUAUAAUGGAGUAUGCCAAGAUACAGAUAAACAGUGUGCAGACUUAUUUGGAAAAUUUGCAAAGGGUUCUACUUUUCUGUGUACACAAGAAGUAAAUAUGCAGGAAGAUGAUUUUGGAAACUGUAGAAGAAACUUUUGUAAUUUUAAGGAUAUCCUUUGUGGAAAGAUAGUUUGUCACUGGACACGUUUAGAAAUAAUACCAUUUAAAAAAUUUGAUAUUCAAUAUACUUACAUGGAAGGCCAUCUGUGUGUCUCUGCAUAUUUAAGAGUACCAACAAAAUAUGUAACAGAAGAUUUUACCUAUACUUCAAAUGGCACUAUGUGUGGUCCAAAUAAGUAUUGUGAUACGGGACGUUGUAUUCCUAGGAGUUUGUACUCACGGAGAACAAAUUGUGAUGCAAAUAUAAACUGCAGUGGACAUGGGGUUUGCAAUAAUUUUCUUCAUUGUCACUGUGAUGUUGGAUAUUCUCCUCCACUUUGCAUACCGUCACGAUCAUCAAAAGGAGGAAGUAUUGAUGAUGGGUUUUGGAGUAAAGCAUCUAACGAGAAGUACCUGCCUAUAAAACGACGCCCUCCUUCUCGAAAAAAUAACUUCUUGUUUGGUUUCUACAUUUUUCUGCCUCUCCUUGUUUUAACCGCCAUCAUUGCUUUUAAAUGCAAUAAAAAAAGAUUUGGGGACCGAGAGGGAACAGCAACUGAUGGGUUUAUAUCAGAAGACAGCGAUAGUAACAGCACCAUGUCAUAG
Messenger RNA from Enhydra lutris kenyoni (northern sea otter), 2229 nucleotides. Its product is annotated as disintegrin and metalloproteinase domain-containing protein 18-like. The record is from RefSeq and is a predicted model, not a curated record. The coding region runs from base 1 to 2229 and encodes 742 amino acids. NCBI's taxonomy places the organism in Eukaryota, Metazoa, Chordata, Mammalia, Carnivora, Mustelidae. Gene Ontology annotation, biological process: cell adhesion; binding of sperm to zona pellucida; proteolysis. Gene Ontology annotation, cellular component: plasma membrane. The transcript is spliced from 20 exons. Gene Ontology annotation, molecular function: metalloendopeptidase activity.